Molecule: messenger RNA, 1391 nt
Organism: Triplophysa rosa
Lineage: Eukaryota; Metazoa; Chordata; Actinopteri; Cypriniformes; Nemacheilidae
Gene: polr1e
Product: RNA polymerase I subunit E
Exons: 12
Coding region: 6-1283 (425 amino acids)
Biological process (GO): nucleolar large rRNA transcription by RNA polymerase I; RNA polymerase I preinitiation complex assembly; transcription elongation by RNA polymerase I
Cellular component (GO): RNA polymerase I complex
Molecular function (GO): DNA binding
Source: RefSeq, a predicted model, not a curated record
GUUGGAUGAGCUUCGUGUGUGACUGUUGGCCGACCAAAAAAAAGAUGGCGGCGACCUGGCAGCCAUGUGAGGGAACAGGACAAGAUGCUUUUCUCGUUAAAUUCUCGAAUGGAUACGUGAACAAUGCUGAGGAACUCAACAUCAAACUCUUUAAACAUACAGAUGGCGUCAACCCUAGAAAGAGAAACAAACGGAUUGUGGUCGCAGAAUCAGACAGACUUGCAUAUGUUGGAAGCAACUUUGGUUCUGCGUCAUUACAAUGUAAUAACAUGUGCAGGUAUUUUGUGGGAGUCCUUGACAAGAGCACCAUGCAAAUGAAAGUUCACAAUGCCCAGCUGUUCACUAUGCAACCUGUUAUACAAGGUGAAGCAGAUGCCGCCAAUGAAAACACAACACAAGCGGAGACAUUCAGAGAAAAGGUGGAUGCUCUCAUUGAAGCGUUCGGGACAACUAAACAGAAGCGUGCGCUCACCUCCAGAAGACUCAAUGAGGUGGGCAAUGACACACUGCAGCAGGCUGUGGCUUUUGCCGCCAACACCAUCAUAAAUGAGAAAGGAGUGGAAGCUCUGCAGAAUGCUGUAGCUGAAAAAGAGGCUCAGACAGAUAUAGCAAACAUCCUCCCUUCGUGCAACCCUGAAGCAGACAAACCAGAAAAUGUUUACCCCUUUGACAAGCUGUUGUCUCCAUUUGAGCUUGAGGCCCUGAAGGAUGUUGGUGUGAAGAUGGCAGAGCUGACCCCUGAAGAUCUGAAGAAGAUGAAAGAUGAGGGCAGUCCGCAGACUGUUCUUAGUCAACUUGAGUUCCUGCCCAAAGACGAAAAAGCUCGUGAAAGAUUGUCCCGGUGCACCUGGUAUCUGUCUUUCCUCAUUAAAGUGUCACAUCAGAGAUACCUCAACCGUAAAUUUGGUGUUGAGGAAGGGUGUCCUCAAAUCAUCAUCAACAAAGUGCUGAAGAAUUUUACAGUGGAGAGUUUCUAUAAUGGCAGCUUGAAGAACACUGUGUCAACGUCCAUGCGUAUGAAACUGGCUUCUUACUGUUUGGCUUUACUGCUUCACAUGGGUGACCAGACAGCGGACCUUACACUCCUACACAGAGACCUGGGCAUCAGUGACGCCAGGAUGUUGGAGUUGGCCAAAGGCAUGGGGCUGACAAUGUCCCGUCAACCAUCUUGCAGUACAGGAGAGACGGGAACGCAGGAUGACCACAGGAUUGCCUCUCUGGUUGUUCCACUGGUCCGCUAUGUGCGAAACAUCGAAAGCAGGAAACGCAAAAAGAUGAGAUGAACCGUUUGGAGUUGUUGCGUAUUUCACUGCAUUUUAAUUCUGCAGUUUUUGUGAUGCUAACUUUGAAUGUUGUCAAGAAGUUUAAAUUAAAAUGUAUUUUGGACUGCC